Penicillium odoratum is the source of this 786-nucleotide messenger RNA. RefSeq names its product flavin reductase family protein. The record is from RefSeq and is a predicted model, not a curated record. Bases 1 to 786 code for a protein of 261 amino acids. The transcript has a single exon. Gene Ontology annotation, molecular function: FMN binding. Lineage: Eukaryota; Fungi; Ascomycota; Eurotiomycetes; Eurotiales; Aspergillaceae.
AUGUAUAAGCCGCGGCCCGAUUUCAAGCAGGUCGAAGCUACCCGGCCAAAUUUCCGCCAGGAUGCCGAAGUCAUCGUGACCAAGACUCCGAACCCUGCCUGGAAGGAGGGCGACGGUGCUAACGAUGGCGGUGAAAGUCUGAAGAAGAAUCAUGUUGAAAUCGAUCCUUUCGCCGAGGGCCGUUCAGUCGCGUCGAACUACAAGCUCCUCAUCUCCAGUGUCGUGCCUCGGCCCAUUGCCCUGGUUAGUACGCAAUCUGCAGAUGGGACGACAACAAACCUUGCGCCAUUCAGCUACUCCCAGGUUGUAUGCCAUGAUCCGCCAACUUUCAUUGUGGGCUUCGCUGGUGGUCUCGGGAGCGCCAAGGAUACUCUGCGUAAUCUGCAUGAGACUGGAGAGUGCGUGAUCAAUAUCAUCUCGGAGCACUUUGUGGAGGCUGCCAACUCGACUGCUAUCAAUACUCCUUACGGUGUUUCUGAGUGGAAGACCUCCGGUCUGACCCCGGCACCUACCUCUGUUGUCAAGCCGGCGCGUGUCAAGGAAUCGAUUUUCGCUAUCGAAGCCAAGCUUGUCGAUACCAAAGAGUUUGAAAGCCGCGCAACCCCUGGCAAGAAGACGGGUGCUAUGAUAACUGUUGAGGGCGUGCGGUUCUGGGCACGCGAGGAUGCUAUCGACGAGGACCGGUCUGCUAUCGACCUCAAGGUUCUCAAGCCUAUUAGUCGUUUGGGUGGCAUUACUUAUGGUCGCACUACUGAAGCAUUCGAGAUUCCUCGUCCUGCCAUUUAA